Chinchilla lanigera (long-tailed chinchilla) is the source of this 3819-nucleotide messenger RNA. RefSeq names its product F-box protein 48 (gene Fbxo48). The transcript is spliced from 3 exons. Gene Ontology annotation, biological process: SCF-dependent proteasomal ubiquitin-dependent protein catabolic process. Gene Ontology annotation, cellular component: SCF ubiquitin ligase complex. The record is from RefSeq and is a predicted model, not a curated record. NCBI's taxonomy places the organism in Eukaryota, Metazoa, Chordata, Mammalia, Rodentia, Chinchillidae. Gene Ontology annotation, molecular function: protein binding. The coding region runs from base 825 to 1373 and encodes 182 amino acids.
GUCCGGACGGAGUGGGAGACUCUCGGAUCUAGUCUAGCCGAGCAGCGCCCGCCCCUGCCACGCCUCGAUCCAGUGACACUUGAAAGGGAGGGGAGCUCUCACCUUGCUGGAAGGACAGUUGAGCAAAAUUUGGUACACAAAGGAGAAGGGGCAGAAGGGGAGCAGUUUUCCAGACAUCUGGUCGAAACCGAACUUGAAAAAUUUCUAGUAAGAUUUUAAGAACCUGCCCACCGCAUCUCCACUGAAAAUCAAAAGCUUUCAUACACCUUCUGUGGAAUUCUUUUGACGCGAAGAACCAUUAUAUUUUAUUCUCCAGUGAGAUCGUGGGAGAAGUAGCAAAUCUUUAACUGCAGUGCGUUAGUAGUCUAUUAUGACAUUCAAGAGCCUGAUGGUUUGCUUUGCUCCGUAAGGCUGGUGGGAGGAGAAAUGGGUGUGGCAAAAACUUGCGCUUGACUUACUUUCUUGUGUUUACCAAUUUGCUUUCUUUCCCCAGACUCUCAAGAGGAAGUCCUCUGCUGAACCCAGACGUUACAGUUACUAUAAAACUACCACAACUAACUUAGCCACUGUGAUCUCGGCAAGUCCAGAAACAACCGAGGACCACUUGUAGAAAAGGGAACUGUUAUAAGCUGAUAAAAAAAAAAAAAAAAAAAAAAUUAGUUGUAUCCCAAGUCCCUUUGUUGCGAAUCAUCCCCUCAUUUUAAAGGGAAGAGAAAAAUGCAACAAACUGAUUUUAAGUAAAUACAAACUGUCUAUCUCUGCAGAAGUAGUUCAAGGGUGGUGAUGUACCCAGCUAUGGUUACAUUCAUUCAGAAGCCUACACCAUGGCUGGGGGUUUAGCUCAGUGGUGCAGCACCUGCCUGGCAAGAGUUACAGAUGAGGAUAAUUCACUAAAGCAUCAAACUAUGCAGAAAAAUUCCAAGAGGAAUAGUAAAUUGAGAUUUUGUGACAUAGAAUCGAACUCUGUGGAUACUGAGCAGGAAAAAAAUGAGAGUCAAAAUAACUUCGUUGAACUGCUGCCUCUAGAAGUCACUUUAAAAAUUUUCAGUCAGCUAGACAUUCAGAGUUUGUGCAGAGCUUCACUGACAUGCAGGAGCUGGAAUUCUACAAUAAAAGACAGUGACUCCUUAUGGAAGCCUCACUGCUUGACUCUCAGAACUGUGUGCCAAAGAGAAAUAGAUAAUGAUCUACAGAAUGGGUAUUCCUGGAGGGACAUACUGCUGAGGAAUUACCAGAAGAGUAAAGUGAAACACGAAUGGCUCAGUGGUAGGUACAGCAACAUCUGUUCUCUCAUUAGCCUACCAGAAAAAAUUAUGUGCCCAAUGGAUGCAGAUACGUGGGGGGAAAUUUUCGAAGCAGAACUGGAAAGAUAAGUGAAAAAAAUCAUAAACAGUUCUUGUAACUCUUAAGAGUUUAAAACUAAAAUGACUCAGGGUGCAAAAACAUGUAUUUUUAUCCGUUUUCUCUGCCUUUUUAAUACUGAACACUUACAACAGUAGAAAAUAUAAAAGUAAAGCUUUAUAUUUAUUUUGCACUUUAGUAAAAAUGUUUUUUACUGUCUUGUGAAAAAUCAUGAAAUGCUAUUUUAUAAGAAAUAAUAUACUGAUAGAAUGAUUUCCAAAUGUAUUGUUUUAUGUAUUUGUGUUAGUAUAUUGUGGUAAUUUAAACAAUAGAGUGUACUGUUUUCUGCUACAGAUAACUUCUAAAAUUUCAUAAGCAACUUGAAAAAAUGAUCUCUUAAGAUCUAUCAAGGAUAGAUGUAACUAGAUUUGCAAGGACUAGCUAAGUGAGAAGAAUAUGAAUUUGUUUAAAUUAAUUAUAAAUUCACAUUUCAGAAACUAAUUUCCAUUUAAGUAGAGUCAGACUGUACUGUCAAACAGUGAAAUUAUUUUAAAAUAUAUUAAACUUGUGAUUUCGUUUAAAAGUAAUCCAAUUUUAAGAUUAAAGUUCAUCAGAUUAAUGUUCUUAUUACUUUCCCACAAACCUAAGAUGAUUCUUUGGGGCUGAAAAUUCAUGGGAAGUUUCCAAAACAUCUUACCUUCAGAGGAGCCACAGGGUGGCUUGCUUAGUAAAUUUUUUUGACAGUCUGAUAGCACCAUCUAGUGUUCUCCUUGUAGAUACCAAACAAAGGACUUUCAGUUCCUUUUCCUUGUCUCCAUAUUAAAAAAUUAUUCUAGGGAAACCUUAACACUUGACUUUGUUACAGUUUGACUUUGUUGCAGUUUUUGCCAGAAACCUUUAUUUCAACUUUUCCCUUUUUCAUAAAAGCAGGUGAUUCAGUACUCCCUCUCCCAAAUUAUCAUUCUGACCCUUGACAGCACCAUAGCAAAAAAUGUCUAUGAAAGAUUUUAGUUUGUAUGGGAUAUUCCUAAACUAUGCUCUGUAGCACAAAAAAUAAGAAUCCCAGAUAGUGAUUUAUUAUCUUCUCUCUUCUUAAAUUUGGAAGAGGUCUUGAAAGUCAGGCUACCCAGCUUCCAGGCUAUUCAGUAACUUCCCUUGUUAAACACUAAAGUCAGCCACCCCGAGUUUAAGCACCUCUAGUAAUAGGAUCUCUGUUAUGUCACAAAACAGUCCUGCUGUACUCUGUACUUACUCUGAUCAUUUGAAAUUCUUCCUCAUUGAACUGAAGACCACCUCACUCUGAAUUUGCAUGCUAGUCCUGGUUCUGUUCUCUAGAACUUUUUUCUAUCAUUACAUUCAGAUAUUUGAAGACUGCUAUCCCAUCUCUUCCUGUUUUCUACCCCAGUUCCUUCUACUGGUCAUAAAGUCUAAUUUCUAGACCCGACAGCAUUCUCUUCUGCCCAUGCCCUCUUAUUAAAAAUAUAAUUAGAAAAGAAGAUAUUCUGCUAAUCUUAUUUAGUAAGAGAUACUAAGAAUGCAGUUUGAAAUUUUGAAAGUAUGGGGAAAAUCAAACGCAUAGAGUGUCUUACUGAACAGUACCUGUGUACAACAGCAUGUGAACACAUAUAGUGUUAUCUAUUAUCUUAGUGAAUAUGGACUGACUUUGUCCAACCUCCUUACUCCUUACUAUCACAACUUGUUCCCAGCAUAAGUCUGAGCUACUGACCACUCGAAGGCCAAUUCUUAGGGAAUAAGAACUGAUGGCAGGAAUCAGGGUUAUUCAAGGGCUGAGAAGAUAGAGGAUUAUCAACCUCAAAUCUGCAUCUGCUGGGGCUCAAGAGCACAAAGAGCUUUCAAAGAGAGGGAAAAGAAGAAUAGGGCGGGAAAGCUACAUAUGGCGAGGUGGGGGUCAUCAUCCAGAGUGUGCAACACAUUAUUUUCUUCUCCGGAAUAUUGCAAAUUCAUCACCUGGACGAGCCCUUAGCAACAGUUAAGAAUUAAGUGAUCUUGAGAUUUUUGUGUUCUUUGUUCACACCAUUCUCAAAAUUGUCACACUGUGUUAAAUUGAUUGUUUUAUUGUUUUCACUUUCCCCUUUAGACUGUGAACUUUUAAUGGCAGGGACCAUUUUUUAUUUAUUUUUGUGUUCCUAAAACCUGGCACACAGUAUGUGCUCCACACAAUAUUAAGUUAUUUCUGUAUUUAUUUAUUUAAUCCUACUCUGAAUGUAUAAUGAAAUUUACUUUGUUGUAAGUAAUUUAAGAUUUAAUUAUCAUAGUCACAGAUUUGCUAUAGUACUAGUAAAUUAGUAACAAUAGUAAAGAUUGUCUAGAAAUGCAAUAUAAUUAUUACGGUAUAUGAGAUGAUUGAUUUUAAUGCUAACUUGUAUUUGUUCUAGUCUUCUCCAAAUGUAUACAAGGAAAAUAGGAAGUAGAAAUAUUGUAUUAUUAUUUUAAAAUAAACUUAAUGUCAAAAUAUCA